UGUUAGUAUUAUCAAUAUAAAAAAUGUUUCCAUUAUAAUUAAUGGUCGCACUUUUAACAUUAUUUCUGAUCCAAGUCCAAGUACCCAUAGUAAGUUCCCAUAAAUUGUUAGAAUAAUCAACUCCAAUUGCAUAUUGUUCAGAGAGCGCUUUAACUUGUUUUAAUUCAACUUCUGUUCUAGGGAUAUGUGUAUAAUUAUCUUUGUAAAGAUAAGCAUAUUCUUCGCUACCUCUAAUCCAUAUUGAAUGAUCCCAAAAAGCACAACUAACUUGAUAAUAAGUAUAAUAAUAAUCAACAUAUUCCCAAUUGUACAUGUCGAGUUUGUCAUCUAUUUUAUAAUCAUAAACACCUUUGAUGAAAUCAAAAUUAUCAUUUGUUGUAAAUAUUGUCUUGUAAUCACAAAUAGAAAUUGUUUGAUGAGCAUAACUUCCGUCAGCUAUUUUAUACCACCAAUCAGCAUUCAUACUUCUAACAUAUACUUCAUUAUUUAUAUCAAUGUAAGCAACGGUUCCGUCUAAUCCGACGGCAAAAUCUAAAACAUCACUUCUCUUAUAAACAAAUUUUUGUAGCAUCAUACUCUUAUGAUAAAGCUCAUUAUUUUCAGUUAAAAUCCAAUAGUCAUCUCCAUAACCUACAUCAAUCUUUUUUUGAUUCCCAGGCAAUGAAAUUACUUCAAUUUUACUAAUUCGAUUAUUAAAAUUAUUAAUAUCAUUAAAAAAUGAGUAAAUAAUUAAUAUCGAUAUAAUGAUUGUUCCGAUAAAGCGUAAA
Rhizophagus irregularis DAOM 181602=DAOM 197198 is the source of this 767-nucleotide messenger RNA. NCBI's taxonomy places the organism in Eukaryota, Fungi, Glomeromycota, Glomeromycetes, Glomerales, Glomeraceae. The record is from RefSeq and is a predicted model, not a curated record.